Messenger RNA from Dicrocoelium dendriticum, 576 nucleotides. Lineage: Eukaryota; Metazoa; Platyhelminthes; Trematoda; Plagiorchiida; Dicrocoeliidae. The record is from the annotation of a GenBank genome assembly.
AUGAAACUCUUGAUAUCAGCUGAUGUGCUUGUACAUUAUGAUUCACGAAAACCGACUGCACUGUGCUGUUACGCUUCUCCUUACGGCACUUGGACUGUUUUGCUACACAAACCAUCCGAUGGUUCGCAGCGACCUGUUGCUUAUGCGUCACGAACCUUAACUGCGGCCGAAAAGAAGUACUCUCGGCUCGAUCGCAAUGCAGCUUCUGUUAUUUUCAGUAUCAACCAACUACAUCAGUAUUUGUACGGCCAGAAUUUUGUGAUUCACAUAGACCACAAUUCUCUUAUCUCGCUAAUGGGACGCAGAAAAGGAAUUCAACAAAUGGCCGCGCCCAUUAUUAACCCCUGGUCCCCUAUCCUAUCCGCUUACGCAAACCAAAUUCAUUAUAUCCAUAGCCAACGGAAUAUUACUGCCGAUGUUCUUAAUCGACUUCUGCUACAGGAUGUGUUUUUGGAAGAAUCUACUCCGCAAGAGCUUGUAAGUCUAAUUCCGUUGUUCAACAAGACACCGUCGCAUCCACAGAUACACGUCAGGAGACCGACAGGGACAUCUAAAGCAGUACGUUCAAGUUGGAUG